Messenger RNA from Xenopus laevis (African clawed frog), 7796 nucleotides. RefSeq names its product pseudopodium-enriched atypical kinase 1 S homeolog (gene peak1.S). Gene Ontology annotation, cellular component: focal adhesion; actin cytoskeleton. The transcript has 5 exons. Lineage: Eukaryota; Metazoa; Chordata; Amphibia; Anura; Pipidae. The record is from RefSeq and is a predicted model, not a curated record. Gene Ontology annotation, molecular function: kinase activity; transferase activity; protein kinase activity. Bases 553 to 4893 code for a protein of 1446 amino acids.
UCAGGAAAUGAUUUGCCCGCUGCUCUUCCCUGCGCGCCCUGUAGGGGGAGAAAGAGCCAGACACACACACACACACUGGCUCUCAGACACAGACAGGCCAGCUAACACACACACACUCACACAUCUCACACCGCACACAUCUGCCUCUGAACCCCGCACAAUGCACGUACACGUACACCAAGCUCAGUGCCACAGGCCGGCGCAUUGAUCUAUCAGACAAGAGAGCAGCCUGACACACGGCAGAUGUCACCCACAUAAGCGGCUCUGUCACAUUCAGACAGCUCUGACACACGGUUAUGUCACAUUCAGACACAGCGUAUUGUCACACACACACAGACUGAAUGACAAGCACACACAGACCUGUCACAUACACACACGGCUGCUGACUGCUCGCCUUAACCGGCCUCCGUACGUCGGGAGCACAGCGACAGGAGCCAGUACAUUGCGGUCUUUGAGCUAGAUGACUGUGAUUAUCAUGUGAUUAAUGUGUAUCCUGUUGCCCUGUGGGCUCCUUUUCAUAUCCGGAGGCAAUGCUCUACAGUGCCUGUCAGAAUGUCAGCCUGCAGCUCAUUCACAGAGCAUGUCUGGAAACCAGGGGAGUGCAAGAACUGCUUUCAGCCCAAGGGGCAGCACCAACUGGUAGCUCUUAAUAGGGGCAAUCCCGCACAGCCUCCACCUCCACCACCCCCACCGCCUCCUUACAGAGGGUAUCAUGCUAAGAUCAUCUCAAGUCAGAGGUCACGUGCAGCCACUGGCUUUAGACCGCCUGUGGCCAAAAAACCUACCAUUGCUGUUAAACCCACCAUGAUGGCAGUUGAGGGAGCUUCUUGCCAGCCAGCCCAUUGUCAAGCCAGGGUAAUUUUGCCCCAACAACCACCCCAAGACAAAACACCAGUUACAGUCUGUAGUGAUGAUCAAGCAAAUAACAACACAGGAGAUGAGCCAAGUGUCGCAAAUAACAAUCUCAUAAGCAGUAGUGGACUAACAGAGGUGCUGAAGGAGAUUGCAGGAUUGGGGAGCACAUCUGUACACAGGCCUCAAUUAGAAACCACAACCCGUGAGACUUUUCUCUGCAGGAUCAAUCAAUGUUACCGGCGUUCCCUCGAAAGAAAACCAUCGAUGAGUUGCCUCUCUGGAGGUCGUCAUGAUGUUGGAGAGGUAAAAAGAACUGUGCGACGAGUGGCACUAAGUGGAGAAGAGGGGGCAGUAAUCAGCUGGGAUGGUGGACGCUUCUGCUACCCAGAGUUCUCUAGUGGUGAAGAGAGUUGGGAAGAUGAAGGUGAGACAGAGAGAGGGGAACGGGAGAGCUGGGAGGAGAGCGAUGAGGAACUCCUGGCCAUGGAAAUACGAAUGAGGGGCCAACCACGUUUUGCUAAUUUACAGGGGGGUAGUCUUUCUCCAGUACCUGGCCGUCCAGGUGGGAGAGAAAAGUGGAACACUGUGCCUUUGCGUCAAAAGUCAUUGCAAAGGGUUUGUGCUGUGGAUUAUGAUGAUAGUUAUGAUGAGAUUCUAAAUGGCUGUGAUGUGGCUGAAGACAGGAGUGUAGCUGCUAUAUGUCCUUCUCCUGAUCCAUCCAUGACAGAGUCUUUUUCUUGUCCUCCUUCUUCUUCCUCCUCCUCUUCUUCUUCUUCUGGGGGGUUAUUUUGUAAUGGUGAUGUAUUAUCAGAUAAAACAGGAGAAGAGGGUUCAGAAGUUGCCAUACAAAGAGCGUUUCAGGAUAGUGGUAUGUGUCAAGCUAAGCCUUAUCGUGUUGUGAGUCUGGAACAACCAGUCUGUAAGCCUUAUACAGUGGUGGACGUGUCAGCAGCUAUGGCUGGUGACCGCUUAUCUGAGCCCAACACCAGGUUAAAGAAGGCAACUGCAACUCGCUACCAGGAGGUGUGGACAUCCAGUACUAGCCCUCGGCAGAAGAUUGCAAAGAAUGAGGUGGUAGAGGCACCCAAACGUAGCUGUCACAAAUCUGCUCCCACCUCUCCUACUGCUGGGUUGAGUGCCAACACUGUACCUGUCCGAUCACCCAACUUGUCAGAAAUUAAGUUCAACAGUUAUAACAAUGCUGGCAUGCCACCCUUUCCAAUUAUAAUCCACGAUGAACCAGAAUAUGCUCACAGCUGCAAGAGUGCUGACAAAGUGCAUAUCCUUAUUAAUCCUGGGGCCUAUGACAACCUGGCUAUAUACCGUAGCUUUGUAGGGGCAAGUGGGGUGUCUCCAAUUCCCCCUGAAAAAGAAAGACAAUCAACUAGUAGUUUUGUUAGCCACACAUAUGAAGAGAUAGAAACACCAGCAAAAGGGCAGAAAAAGCAGGCUUCUUUAAGUAAAACGACAAAGGAGGUUAAUGGUUGUCCCAGAGAAAGCGCCAACCGGGUGCUUUCCCAGAUUGUGGCAUCCAUACAACCACCACGCUCUCCUCCAGAGUCUGUGACUCCUGAGUCUGCCAGUACCGAGAUACCAGCCUUACCAGAGCAACACCCUGAGCCUGAAUCUCCACAAGGGUCACUGGAGAGACCCACGACACUCUUUACCUCACAGAGUGAUAUGACAGGAACUCUCAGCUUUAAAAAGGUGUCACCAGUGUCUUCCUCUGAAGUGAGCCCAACAUCUCAUGGCGCUAAUGAACCCCUGCCACCAUUUCCCCCUCCACGUUCAACUUCUUCUCCUUAUCAUGCUACCAUGCUGCAGAAACAGUUUGCAACAAGGGAUAAACCUGCUGGCACCAAUCGCCCUUCACCAAAUGAAUGUACAACACAACCACGCCGACAGCCAGAUGGAAAGCCACGCCGAUGGAUAUCUUUCAAAAGCUUCUUUAAGAAGAAAAAGGAUGGAAGUGGUGCAGCAGAGGAGAGGGGGGAAGAGGGCAAAUUAUUAGGGCUUGAUGGAACAGUUAUCCACAUGCUUCCACCACCACCAGUUCAGCGCCACCAGUGGUUUAGUGAGAGCCAUGGAGAACAUGGAGAGAAACCAUCUAUUGUGUUCAUGUGUACAAAUGAAGAACAGAAAGUAAUCAGCUCUCAAAAAGAAAUGGACACCGAGAACAAAUCUAGCAGUAUUCCUGAUAUUAGACCAGAACAAGAACCCACCUCACCUAUAGGAACACCUCUGACAACACCAUCCCCAGAUGAGCUGCUUGUUGUGGGCCAUUCUCUGCAGUUGGCAGAACCUGACACGCAGGCUCAAGAGGAGUAUGUACCUGCCUCUGAUUGCUCAUCUGAAUGCAGUCCUGGGGGAGCAACCUACAGCAACCUAGGCCAAUCUCGUGCAAACAUGAUUCCAUAUAAGCAACCUCGCCAGACACUAGGGGGUAGCCCACCACAAGUUCUGGAGUCCCAUCCCACCCCACCUCCCCUUCCCAAGAAGAACUUGACACCAUGCCAUCCAACCCCAGAAAAAAUAUCUGGAGUCCCACUGAGUCUGGCAAACUCAAAUUAUGACACAGAACGCAAAUGGGAGGCAGCAGGAGAUGAGUCGGAUAACUCUCUGGAGUGGGUAAGAAGCUGCGGAGGACAGAUUGCUGAGUUGCAGGCUGAAGCUUUAAGGAGAUUUUUUACACGCUGCGAAGAUAUCUUCAUGGCAGGACAAAGAGAACCAAUAAACUUUGGAAUAGAGAGCUGGCCUGAUUUUCGACUGAUCAGUUCAACAAGCUGCUGCCUGGCUAGGGAUGCUGUCUAUUACCGGGCAUCAUACGCAAAGGACCCGGGCAAUCUCUAUGCUGUGAAGAUCUUUCGCAACAAGUCCAAGCAGGCACAAAGGGAAUAUUACCAUUGCCUGGCAGUACGUCAGGGUCUCUCAGAUCACUUUAAUAUCCAGCAGGACUGUGGGCAUUUCCUAGCAGAGGUGCCUGCACGCCUGCUUCCUUGGGAAGAUCCCACUGUUUCAGAAGAUGAGGAGGAGGAAGAGGAGAAAGAAGGAGAAAAAGUGACUGACUCUACAGCAUCCAAGGUGGCUCAAGACAAACAAGAGAAACAGCCUGCAUCAGACCACCAGGGAUCACUUGGAAAACGUAGGAGCAGAAUAGUGGUUAUUACACAUGAACCACCCCAGCAAACUCUUGCAGACUUUGUUCGUGAGGGUGAAGAAAAGCACCGCAGAGAGCCAGAGGCAUAUGAGCGCCAAGUAUGUUUUCUUCUCCUGCAGCUGUGUGGUGCGUUGGAGCACUUAAAGGCACAGGGCAUCACUCACUGCGAUUUAUGCCUAGACAACUUAAUAAUUGUUAGCUGCAAACAUGGCAUGAAAGGAUGCAGCUGCUGCUCUAGUUGUUUAACAGCAGAGCAGUGUGACAGUGGUAUGGUGAUGGGUUCUUUAGAAAAGAGAGCAACACCAUCAUGUCCAGGUCGUCUCCUUCUUACCAACUUCAGCCAGGCAAAAUUGAAGAGCCAAGCUACUUGGUGUCCACAGGGAUUAGGAGAUCCUUCACGGCUAGCACCAGAGAUUGUUGGUGCAACACAGUACCGGAGGAGUGAUGAAUUUCAGACAGGGAUUCUGAUCUAUGAGAUGUUGCACCUACCUAAUCCAUUUCAAGAAGGAGGGCUAAAAGAAAAAGAAUAUGCCCCUUGUGAUUUGCCAGUGUUGCCACGCCGGUCACCCUAUUCCCGUGGCCUAGGGCGUCUUGCUGGAUUAUUUUUGCAGCACAGCCCUACAGACAGGUUGCAAGUGGGGCAAGCUAAAGGGGCCUUACGUUGUCUGUUAUGGGGACCUCGAGAUGAGGCACUCCAAGGGCCUGGAGCUCUUCAUAAUUGGCUUGAGGUAAAGAGAACAUUGUUGCUGAUAAAGUUGGCAGAGAGAUCACUAGAGAAGGAGGGAGAGGUGACUUUCGAAGACUGGCUGUGUUGUCAGUACCUGGCUUUUGGCACAGCACGGGGACUAGCACAGACAAUUCGGCUACUGGAACAUCAUUGAAAGGAAUAUUUUCCCCCAUGAUACAACCUCCAAAGUGUGUGUGUGUAAUUUAACUUAACCCAACAGGCUCCGUUUAAGAAGCUUGAACUUUCAGUGUUAUACCACUCCCUCUCUGCACACUUGGGCAGUUGACAACAUGCACAUGCUUUUUGCACUCUUUAAACUCUUUGAGCCUCUUCCACAGACAUAUACAUUGCUUUGCAUGUCUCAAUUAACCCAUUUUUCUAGCCUUCUUCAUAAUGGACACUGAGACAUAAGUCUAAAACAAAUACCUACACAUUUAUUAACUUAGCUAAAUAAAUAUAGUGAGGUUAUUAACCAUCUACCCAUCCUAAAAAUAAGUCUAAAUUAAUUCCAUUGAUAAAUAGUUUUCAUAUGUUGGUUCCUAUACUGAGAGGUUUUCUGUAAAUUUUCUGUUGCCUAUUUCUAUAAUGCAGGUGAAUGUAGGCUGCAUGGAGGACUAUGAAUGUAAUGGAAACCUUUCAUGGAGGAAUGAAUAAAUAGCACAGCACCCAUAGGUCUGCUCUGUAAUUAGUCCAAGUAAUGAUAAAACUUGAAGCCUUAAUAAUGAAGUCUGGCUGAUAUGUAAAAUCUUACUUGUAUGUACAAAGAUCGAUUGUUUCAGUAAGACGUGUUUGUUCAGUUUAACCUGAGAUCUUUGCUCACUACCGAAGGCGUCUAUCAUGGUAGGCAGUUUCUUAGCUUAGUUGUGCUGAAAGCUGUAUACUCAGGGCCACAACAUGAAGUAAGUAAGAUUACUUAAAUCAUUUGCUGUUGUUAUUCUCUACAAGGAAAAUUGGGGCUUUGGCACAGGCAAGAAAUAUACUAGGUGCCAUCAAUAUGUGUAAGCCCAGCAUGUUGUAUUUAAGAGGAAAUAAGUAGAAUAGUUACCAUCAAUACAAUUGGUUGCAAUUUCAGAUAGAACUAUGGCUUCCUUCAUAUUUAGAGAUUCACUUCUAUAUUCCCCUGACUUCCUGGCCCAAACAUUCUGGUCCUGUUGAGAUCUCUUUGUAGGCUGGUCACAUCAUCUGUGCCUUGCCAUUUCACCCCCUCUAUGAGGUUCUGAUCAGAGCUCAAAUGUACCACAGUUUGCAUAAGGUUUAAACUGGCAGUGCUACAAUGAGACACAUUCAUUUACACUAUGAUUUAUUAUUAUCAUAAUACUAACUGAUAAAUAAUACAGGCUCCUAAACAUACCCAAAUAGAAUUCAGCUCCAGAUGAUGCUCAGAAUUCUCAGAAAAGGAGCAGCCAAUUAAGAUGAAGGUACUAACUUGAAUCAUUUAUUGAAAUACAUACUCUUUUACAUUUUCAUAUAUGUAACAGACAUACUGAAACAUGUCUAUCAUGCACACACACUGACUUGACACGCAGGCAUUCUGCCAGUCUAUGGAGGGAGAUUACCAGUAACAGUAUUAAUAUGAAAUGUUUUAUUCUGAAUGCUUUUAAUACCAUAAAUCCAUAUUUAUAUUUAUAAAAAAAAAAAACACACACAUACUGAAUAGAGAGACAAGUACCACACCAAGAAUGUGUAAAUGUAUGUUUUUAGAAACCUUGUGAAGUUUCAAGUGUCACUGGAGGUGCAGAUAUGAUAAAUGUAUCACUUUAAAAGUACAAUGUUUCUGUGUCCCUCUAAACUGGAUUUGUAGGCUAUACAAUACCAGCCUUGGUCCUGUCCAUGGAUUAGAUUUACUCCAAUGGGAUCAUACUCUGUAUACACAACAGCCUUCUGGGAAUACUGUAAGUGAACAAGACGGGGCUCUAAGCAGAGUAUUUUGUGUUAUUCAUAGUAAUUUAAAAAUGUCUAUGUUGCUGCAGAAUUAAAAGGCCCAGCAAAAAAAUGUUUAUGUUACUUUUACAACAUUGUAAUCGCUAAGGCCUUAUAAACCGUAGCUUUUGUAUCAAUGUUCAAGGUAUUUUGAAGAUGUAACCCCUAGAAAACACUCUAGGAUAGGCUGGCCCAGACUGGCAAUCUGUGAGUUCUGGCAAAUGCCAGAGGGGCUGCUAUAAGGUGCCAUAAAAAGUCAGUAUUUAGCGGGCUGGUGGGGGCUGUUUGGGCCUCUGUGUACCUGAAAUGCCAGGGCCUAUUUUAAUUCUCAGUCUGAAGUGUGUAACACUUCUAUGUAUAAACUCCCAGCAUGUAUAAGAGUAAUGGCAUACUAAAUUUUACAGUAGCUUUGCUUUAUGAGGCCAGGUUUGGUUAUUGGCACCUUGAAAAACAUACAGAAGACAUUGGCUUACUUCUUUACAUUUGUUUCUAUCAGAGGUUACAUUAACGAAUAUUAAAAAAAAUCUUCAAUUUUAAUGUAUGAAUGCCUGUAUAAAGUUUAUGUGCAUAUUACAAAAUACUUUUGUUGAAGCACUUGUCUUUUAGAUGCAAUAUUCCUCUAUCCCUCUAAGUAAAAUAUACACAUUUAAACAACAGACUUCUGUUUCAUAUCUCAGGCCUUGUGGGCCAUCAUAGAGAUUUUGGAGCCUACAUCAAGAAGAGUCCCUUGGUCUUUAUGAGCAAUAAAAGGGGGACACUGUAUAACAGUUGUAGUAAGUGUGUAUGUAUAUUCAUUGCUGCACCUUAAACAUUCCUUAUUUACUGGGAGCUGGAGGUGCAUUUUAAUUAAUAGUUUGUCUGUCAAUGUGGCAUCAGAGUUUUCAGAUUUGAACAUUCUGCCAUACCACUACAGCUUCCUUGAACUAUAUAAUUGAAUUUAUCAACAUUGUUAUCUUUCCCAGAGGCGGUGGUUAUGUCCUGGGUCAUCCCAAGGUACAAAUCAGUGGUUGGUAGCAUCUCAAUUACGCAAGUGGUUUGGAUAUCUCUUGCUUUCUUUCGGUAACUCUAUCCGGUUAUGCUGUGGUACUCUCCCAUGGUCAUAUUAUUACAGUGUUAAUAAACCUGUUUUUAUGGCAA